Cygnus olor (mute swan) is the source of this 1904-nucleotide messenger RNA. It is a transcript of the gene TOX2, whose product is annotated as TOX high mobility group box family member 2. NCBI's taxonomy places the organism in Eukaryota, Metazoa, Chordata, Aves, Anseriformes, Anatidae. The transcript is spliced from 9 exons. The record is from RefSeq and is a predicted model, not a curated record. Bases 99 to 1637 code for a protein of 512 amino acids. Gene Ontology annotation, cellular component: nucleus. Gene Ontology annotation, molecular function: chromatin DNA binding. Gene Ontology annotation, biological process: regulation of transcription by RNA polymerase II.
CGCCCUCUCCCCCGCCCCCCGCGCCAGAGGCACCGCCGCCGCCGCAGCCGGGUCCAUGCCCGCUGGAGCCCCCGCCUGCCGCCGCCCGCAGCCCCGGCAUGGACGUUAGGUUUUACCCCUCCGCCCCCACCGCCGUGGGUUCCCUGCCCGGCGCUGACCCCCCCUGCUUGGGGCCGCUGGAUUAUUAUCACUGCAACAAGUUUGAUGGGGAGAACAUGUACAUGGGAAUGAACGACAAUACCCAGGAGUUUCUAUCAGCAAAUCAGACAUACAAUGGUCAGAAUGAGAAUAAUGAGGACUACGAAAUCCCACCCAUAACGCCUCCCAAUCUCCCCGACCCUUCGCUCCUGCACUUGGUGGACCACGAAACUGGAUAUCACUCCCUGUGCCACAGCCUGCCUCCGAACAGCCUGAUACCCGCCUACCCCUACCAGAACAUGGACCUGCCAGCCAUCAUGGUCUCCAACAUGUUGAGUCAGGACGGGCAUCUUCUCUCCAGCCAGCUACCCACGAUCCAGGAGAUGGUGCACUCGGACGCCACGUCCUACGAGUCCAACCGACAAGUGCCCCUGCUCAACCGCCCUGGGAUGCUGGCCGGGCCCAUGAGCGCGCUCAGCCAGUCGCAGCUGAUUUCUCAGAUGGGGAUGCGGAGCGGUGUCACCCACGGCUCCCCUUCGCCCCCAGGAAGUAAGUCUGCUACACCAUCUCCCUCCAGUUCUACUCAGGAAGAGGAGACAGAGUCACAUUAUAAGGUCACUGGAGAGAAAAGACCAUCGACAGACCUGGGCAAAAAGCCCAAAAGCCAAAAGAAGAAGAAAAAGAAGGAUCCCAAUGAGCCCCAGAAGCCUGUGUCAGCUUACGCCCUGUUUUUCAGAGACACGCAAGCCGCUAUCAAAGGGCAAAACCCCAAUGCUACCUUUGGAGACGUAUCGAAAAUUGUUGCAUCAAUGUGGGACAGUUUGGGAGAAGAACAAAAACAAGCAUAUAAGAGGAAAACAGAAGCGGCGAAGAAGGAGUAUCUGAAAGCCCUGGCCGCGUACCGGGCCAGCCUGGUCUCCAAGAGUUCUGCCGACCAGGGGGAGACGAAAAGCGCCCAACCCAACCCACCUUCCAAGAUGAUCCCGCCCAAGCAGCCCAUGUACCCGAUGCCCCCGCAGGCUUCGUCGCCCUACCCCGGCCUGGGCUCCUUCCUGUCCCCGUCGGACCUGCAGAGCUACCGCGGCCACCCCCACCCCAGCCUGCCCCGGACCCUGCCCUCCAAGCCCAUGCUGCCCAGCAUCAGUGCCUCCCCGCCGCCCGCCUUCCAGAUCAGCCCUCCACUCCACCAGCAGCUCUCCUUGCACCACCCGCAGAGCUCCCUCCUCAGCCAGCCCCUCAGCAUGCAGCAGGUCCCCCAGCAGCCCCUCCUGUCCCCCCCCAUGGCACUACAGGUACAGCCCCCCAUGAACUCCUCGCCUCCCGGGCAGCAGGACUUUUCGCAUAUUUCGUCUGAGUUUCAAAACAGCGUUGGACCCCGUUCGCCUGGUGCAUCAAAUCCUCCAGGAAGCACUGAGUGGGACAGCGACUACCCCAGCAGAGAGUGUGGGAUCAACCACUGCAGCAUGCUGCCAAGGGACAAGGCGCUCUACCUCACCUAAGGCUCACCAUCCCUGUUCGGGGAGGCUCAGAUGAAGGACACUUGGGAGGGUCUAUCCUACAGACUACGCGGAGAGGCACCGAGCAAGUCCUACGGACAAGCAGCAACCACUGCACCUCGUCGCUGGCUUCGUUCCCAGGCUCCAAGAGCAGUUUUCUCUGAUUAUUUGUGAACUCUAAAGUCUACUUUCCGUGGAAGCCCAAAACCUCAUAAAUCAUGAAGAACAAAAAUAUAUAUAUAUAAAAAAAAUAAAUAAACACAAAACCAA